This is a messenger RNA of Colletotrichum orchidophilum, 369 nucleotides long. RefSeq lists its product as uncharacterized. Lineage: Eukaryota; Fungi; Ascomycota; Sordariomycetes; Glomerellales; Glomerellaceae. The coding region runs from base 1 to 369 and encodes 122 amino acids. Gene Ontology annotation, molecular function: carbon-sulfur lyase activity. The transcript has 5 exons. The record is from RefSeq and is a predicted model, not a curated record.
AUGGAACCGUACAAGGGUCAUUGCAACUGUGGCUCGGUCAAGGUGACCGUCAAGACGAAGCCCGAUAGCAUUGUUGUCUGUCACUGUGCAAAUUGCAAACGUGCCGGUGGUCCCUUUUCCAUGAACCUCUUUGUCGAAGAUGGUGAAUGGGAGAUUGACGACAGCCAAAACACUCUGACAGACUACUUGGAUUCGAAUACUGAUUCCGGAAACACCAUACAACGGUCCUUCUGCGGAAAAUGUGGAAGUCCUGUCAAGACCACAACCAAGGCAAUCCCUGGUAAAGCUCUCAUCAAGGCGUCCCUGUUUGAUGACAUUCCUACAAAGAAGAACGAAGUGUACUCCCAAAAGGCGUUGAACUGGGCCUAA